UUGCCGAGAACUGAUAAAGAGAUGGUCUUCCAUUAUGGGCGCAUGUCGUUCCAGUGAGGAUCGUCAAGCUAGUCCGGUUUCUUACUCGCGCGACCUACUCUAAAGCAGCCCCUAUUCGUCGACUCGCCCGAUGCUACCCCGCUCACUAUAAUCCCCCACAUGCCAUCCCAAGGCCAAACCCCGUACUUCUUUAGCAAGUACCUCGUUCUUUUAAAUGACGAAGGCGAAGACGCAGCAAAGCUGUGCGUUUUAGUGGCCACUGGCCUGAAAAUCACAAGUCUUUGUCCCCUAUCAGCUGUUGGUCGAAUUUCGCGCAAAAGGUGCCUUUGACGGACCCGUUUUGCUGUAUCACCACCAACCUCUCUCCUGUUUCUUACCCACUACUUCCUUUCUCCGCUACGCUUCUAACUAAUGGCAACCGAGACGCUAACCGAAUCUCCUCGCUCACAAAGGUUCGAGUCCCAUGUAGCAUUCGACAACAUCCCCCUCGGCGAAUCAACCGAGUAUAAUCCCAUCUCGUUCACCCUCAACUACCGCCAUGCGGGGUUUCAGUUUAGACGACGACACCGCACCUUUAUGGUCGGCGUAGACGACAACUCGUAUUCCGAUCAUGCUUUGCAAUGGCUACUGGACGAACUGGUCGACGACGGCGACGAGAUUAUAUGCGUCCGCGUAAUCGAAACCCAGGUCCGCCUUACGGACAAGGCGUACCAAGAAGACGCCAAAGUUCUGAUGGAAUCAAUCCAGUCGAAGAACACGCAGAACAAAGCGAUUGGCCUAAUUUUAGAAUAUGCUGUUGGGAAACUACACAGCACGUUCCAGCAUCUUAUUAAAAUAUACCAGCCAUCCAUGCUGAUCGUUGGUACGAAGGGUAGAAGCCUUGAUGGAGUCCAGGGGUUCCUCGUGAAUCGUAGUUCUUUUUCGAAGUACUGCUUGCAAUACUCACCAGUUCCUGUUGUUGUCGUGCGUCCUAAUGAGAAGCGCGUGAAAAAAAAGGUGAAGCGGGCGCAUGACCCAUCUAGGCAAAGCUAUGCGCAAAUGCUGCUAGGUCAACCGCACGAAGCCGAUAGCGAGAACAGCAGUGUAUACGAGCUAGAACCCAAUCUCACCCCAGACGAAGAAGCACAUCGUGUUGCAGUAGCUGUUGGGCUACCAGCAGCGUACGACCCAACUAUCAAACCCAUCGAUCCUAACAGCUUAUUAAAGAAUUUUGGCCGCCGACCCGCGCCGGAGGUAUCGAAGGAAGCCCUUGCAAUAGUAACCAAGGGUGGUCUACCUGCCGAGAAGAAGUCGCCAGACCAGGAAGAGUCAGACUCGGAUUCCGAAGCAGAGUUCGAUGUCAGACCGGGUGAGGAGCUUCUUAGAGAGAGACUUCAUAAGAUGGAGCUAAAUGAGGGAGCCGCGCUCAGAGCUGAAAGUAGAAAGUUGAGUUCCGGGUCUGCUGAUAGCGACGAAGAUCCGCCGGGUGGAGGGGGUGCCAAGACGUGACGCGACCGUCGCACAUGAGAAACCGAUGAGGGACUUGCAUGCGAGCUUUAUACGUAUACCUGGCCUCUUUUUUAUCGGAACGAGCCAGAAGCCCGUUGAUUACUAAAAGCGCGGGACAGUUGGAUGGACGAUAUAGCGGAUAUUUGCCCCACUAUCGUCACGAUUAUCAUGCCGAGCAACCCAUUUUGCACAAGAACCAACAAACACGGCGUCAAGUCAGUGGUAGGAUUGGAGGAAUACCCAGGCUGGAAUUUUUUGGAAGCAUUUGAGAUGGGUUAUAGCGCGAGCUUGUAUCAUGAGCAGUCCAAGCGAUUAUUAUAAAUAAAAUACGACUCUUCUCCCCAUAUUUUACGGGGCUCUCGGCUUUGAUGUUAUCAUAUUUGUGACGGUAACUUCGGCUGGUUGAUAUGAUAUAUGAUUUGCAGUAGAGCGGAAUAGGGAGGCACGAAGAUUUCGGCACUAUAGCCCGUUAAUACAUACAUCCUAUUAGAGGAUUUACUUAAUAGAAAUGCCAAUCAAGAGAUGAAUUCAUAUUCAUCAUGAUACGAAUGAUA
Molecule: messenger RNA, 2042 nt
Organism: Daldinia decipiens
Lineage: Eukaryota; Fungi; Ascomycota; Sordariomycetes; Xylariales; Hypoxylaceae
Product: universal stress protein family
Exons: 2
Coding region: 412-1488 (358 amino acids)
Source: RefSeq, a predicted model, not a curated record